Molecule: messenger RNA, 2371 nt
Organism: Momordica charantia (bitter melon)
Lineage: Eukaryota; Viridiplantae; Streptophyta; Magnoliopsida; Cucurbitales; Cucurbitaceae
Source: RefSeq, a predicted model, not a curated record
AACCCAAGUCUUUCUCGACAAGCUUUCUUACACUACUGAAUUAGGAAAAUUUGAAGUCAGUCAAAGUUUCAGAAACACGAUCCACGAAUGAAAUUUUGUCUUCCCACCCACCACCGCCACCGCAGCGCGCACACAGAAAAAAUAUAAAUUGAAGUAAUCAAAUUGAAGAAAAAAUGAAGCAUUCGAUUCUCCCGUCGGCAACCCACGAUCGACCCAGUUCUCCUCUCCGUCGGCGGCAGCUCCCCAUCCUCCGUCUGAGGGCACAGGAAUGGAGGUGAAGAGAGAUCUGGUAUCCAUGGUGUAGACUUUGUAUUUGGUGAUUUCUUUGAUAUUGGAUUUGUUAGCGUUUCUUCUCUUUUAUAUUUUGCUUCGCGGAAGAUUAGGGCUCUCUGUGUUUUCUAUCAGAAAAAGGGCUGUGUCUGUUAUGCAUAAUUUUGUGAAGGAGACAAAUUGAUUUAGUGGAAAAAUGGCAAAGGGCAGUCAUGAAAAUGUUGCUUUUAUAGAUGUUGAUAGCUAUAGGUUGGAUGAUGUUAUCAUCAUAGAUGAUACUGAAUGUGUAAAUAAGGAAUUUCAAGGGUCCAAUGUAGCAACAGAAAGAAGAAAAAGUCCAUUAUAUAUAUAUGUAGAUGGUUGCAGCUCGGACGACGAUGCCUGCUCACCUUCAAGAACCUUCCCGUCAUCCUCUGGGCGGCAUUUUGUUGAGUUAGAUGGUCGACAAAGCCGAAAACAUUAUGCAUUUUUGAUGGGGAAGUGUAGGCAAAGAAACUAUGGGAAAGCAACUGCUAGAAAUCGUUUUGGUUUACAUAUUGGUUCUCACAGCAGUUCCUCGGAGAGUGAUAGUUCUGAUUGUGAAGUUAUGGAAGGGUCUUUUGAAAAGCUCCAAAAACAGUGGGAAGAAGCUUCUCUGAGGAGAAAACAUGAUGCCCGCAGUGCUUACUUCACAGUAGAUGAUGAAGAUAAGGCCACUGCUUCUCAUGGUGAUGAUUCUGAUACAAAUUUUGAUGUAGAAAAUCAAAUGAAGCAGCAAUGUGAAGUUCAAGUUUGUCCUAGUCCUCAAACUGAUGGAAAUGAUGGCUCUCCUUUGUUGACCGAAAUAAAGGGCAUUUCAGCUGAAAAGAGUCCUAUAACAUCCUUUGAUGUGAAGGACAUAAUUUGUGAACGAGAGAGGCUCAAGGAGACUGAUGAAUACAGGCGGGCAAUGGAAGAAGAAUGGACAACUAGGCAACAACAGCUACAAAUUCAGGCUGAAGAAGCGCAAAGAUUACGCAGAAAAAGAAAAGCGGAUAGAAUGCGGCUAUUGGACAUGCAAAGAAGGCAAAUGAAGCGUUUGGAAGAAGUGAGAGAGACACAGAAGAAGGAUGAGGAAAAUAUAAACUUGAAGGAACAACUUCGUGUAGAUGUGAGAAAGGAGCUUAGUUUUUUGGAAAUGAAGUGCACUGAUAUGGCCUCCUUGUUACGUGGCUUGGGAAUUCACGUUGGAAGUGGCUUACAUCCUUCCUCACAAGAGGUGCAAGUAGCAUAUAAGAGGGCGUUGCUCAAAUUUCAUCCCGAUCGAGUGUCGAGUACAGACAUACGUCAGCUGGUGGAGGCUGAGGAGAAAUUUAAACUUAUUUCCCACAUGAAGAAAAAAUUUAUGUGCGUUGAUUCUGAUACAAAUUUUGAUGUAGAAAACGAAAUGAAGUUGCAAUCUGAAGUGGUAGUUUGUUCUGGUCCUGAAAAUGCAGGAGAUUUCUGUUGGAUAGGAUUUGAAAGAGAGAGGUUGAAAGAGACUGAUGAGUAUAGGCGAGCAAUGGAAGAAGAAUGGAGAACUAGGAAACAACAGUUACAAAUUCAGGCUGAAGAAGCACGAAAAUUGCGCAGAAAAAGAAAAGCGGAUAGAAUGCAGCUAUUAGACAUGCAUACAAGGCAAAUGAAACGAUUGGAAGAAGUGAGAGAGACACGAAAGAAAGAUGAGGAAAAUAUAAACUUGAAGGAACAAUUUCGUGUUGAUGUAAGAAAAGAGCUUAGAAAGGUGGAAAUGAAGUGCACUGAUAUGGCCUCCUUGUUACGUGGCCUGGGCAUUCAAGUUGGAACUGGCUUACAUCCUUCCUCACAAGAGAUCCAGGCAGCAUAUAAGAAGGCAUUGCUUAAAUUUCAUCCAGAUCGUGUGUCAAGAACAGACAUACGCCAGCAGGUGGAAGCUGAGGAAAAGUUUAAACUUAUUUCUCACAUGAAAAAAAUUGUGCUAACAAAGUAGCAAUUUAAUCGGCCAUGUUUUUGAAAGAUUGGUUGUGAACUGGAGACUGAAUCCUGAUGUAUGUGAGAACUGAGAAGAAUACAUUUUUUGGCAGAUGCAGAUCUUGAUUUCAAUGGAAUUAAUCUUCAUAAAUCA